CCCAGGAUGAUUCAAAGAUUGUGAUUACCAAGAAUUGGAAUAAAAAUUAAGCUAAAACCCAAGUUUUUCAACAUGGAACUUGAAAUACGUCUUAAUUGGGGAAAUGUCUAGAGACUUUUUUUGUGUCUUUAGAAAAUUAUAGAGGCUGUUGAAACACCACAUUUUCCCAACUAGCUAUGCGAUCACCUUAAAUUAAUGCAUUUUAUUAGGCAAUGGAAGGAAACCAAAACUUUUCUACAGGGUAGAUAUUUAGCAAAUAUUAGAUAAGUCUCUCUGAGCUAUUAAACAAUUAAGAUACAACUAUUCCCUUUAAAAUGUAUAUUCCAAAAAAGGACACAUAUACUCAAAUGCUUAUAAGAGAUAAAUUAAUGUAAUAAAAAAAUGGCCCACGCGAUUCCACCCUGGUGCUGCAGUUUGUAAAAGAAGAAAAAAUGCCUGUUCAAUUGGUUUGAUCAUGAUAUUCUUCAUGGGUCAGGGAAGUUUUAAGUGGUUAUAAAAUGGGGUAAAUUGGCUUUAGAAGAGUUUAGAAAUGAUGUGGAUUACUUAUAGACAGGACAAAAUGAACAUGUUUGUUUAUUAAAAAAUGCUAUUGGAAGCAGGAAAUAUUCAGUUUGGCUAAAAUAUAUAAGCACUAUAGGAGAAGAUAGAAGCUUAGGCACAUUACAUGCUGGAGAACAAGCAAGUACUUAUAAACUGUAAGAGUCAAAAUGAGAAUACCAGCCUUGCUCAUGGGAACAAAUGAGUUCCAAUGAAUAAAAUUAUUUGGAGUGCUUUUCCAUGCAAGCUAUCUGCUAUAACUUCCUGCUUCCUUGCACUUUCAGCCCUGACAUGACUCAAGGAAGACAUUUAAUUAAAUGCUGAUGGUCUUUGAUCCUUUUAUAAAACAUCUGCAAAUUUCCCUUUCAAUAGCUUGUUCUUGGCAACAGAAGUUCCCUAGAGACCAGUCCCCUCAAGUCUACAACACCAGAAAUACUAAGGUGAAGAGGGUGUUAUCAUUAAUAAAAAACCCUGGAAUUCUUGGGAACACAGGAAUCUGUAAUGAAUUUUUCUAAUCAACACUUUACAGUUACAUGUUUACAAAGUGUAUUGUUAGGUCUCUGUAAUACUUAAAACCUGUGUUGAAAAAAUUAUUUCUACUGAAGUAAAAGUUGCCCCUAUGGCGAAACCAAGGACCACACUCAAUCAAUCAGUGGUACAAUGUGUACCACAGUAGUACAAAAUGUAUUCCUAUUCUCGAAAACGGCUGAAAGAAUAAAUAAAACCAAGUAGUUUAUAGUAGAGUGUAUGGGGGUUUCCACAAUUGCUACUUACGGUUUGGAGCCACAUGAUGUCGCUCUUUACCACAAAAUACAUGAGAGAAGAAGGCAGAAGGGAAAAUUCCUUCUAUUCUUACUGGAAGGAACCAUAUGCACUCUUCGGAGUCUGAAAUAUGGAGGAUGCAGCUGCACUUGACCGACCGAUUAAAAGAUUUCCCUUGACUUUGAGAAACGAUAUUUAAUCAGAACAAAAUACUGUGCACUAAAGAUGGAGCUUUCCUGGGGAAGCGGCCAGGAAUCUCGGCGUCUGCUGCUCUUGCUGCUUCUUCUCGCAGCCUGGGAGGCAGGGAACGGUCAGCUCCACUACUCGGUCUCCGAGGAGGCUAAACACGGCACCUUCGUGGGCCGAAUCGCGCAGGACCUGGGGCUGGAGCUGGCGGAGCUGGUGCCGCGCCUGUUCCGGGUGGCGUCCAAGGGCCGCGGAGGCCUUCUGGAGGUAAAUCUGCAGAAUGGCAUUUUGUUUGUGAAUUCUCGGAUCGACCGGGAGGAGCUGUGCCGGCGGAGCGCGGAAUGCAGCAUCCACCUGGAGGUGAUCGUGGACAGACCGCUGCAGGUUUUCCAUGUGGACGUGGAAGUGAGGGACAUUAACGAUAACCCGCCGGUGUUCCCAGCAACACAAAAGAACCUGUCUAUCGCGGAAUCCAGGCCGCUUGACUCUCGGUUUCCACUAGAGGGCGCCUCGGAUGCAGACAUUGGGGAGAACGCCCUGCUCACUUACAGACUGAGCCCAAAUGAAUACUUUUCUCUGGAAAAACCAUCUGAUGACGAGCUGGUAAAAGGUCUUGGGCUUAUAUUACGGAAAUCUUUAGACAGAGAAGAAGCUCCGAAGGUUUUUUUAGUGCUCACAGCCACUGAUGGAGGCAAACCCGAGUUGACUGGCACCGUUCAGUUACUCAUCACAGUACUGGAUGCCAAUGACAAUGCCCCAGCUUUUGACAGAACCAUUUAUAAGGUGAAAUUACCAGAAAAUGUUCCUAAUGGAACAUUGGUAAUUAAACUUAACGCCUCAGAUUUAGACGAAGGAUUGAAUGGGGACAUUGUUUAUUCAUUCUCAAAUGAUAUUUCGCCAAAUGUGAAAUCCAAGUUUCACAUAGAUCCAAUUACUGGACAAAUUAUUGUAAAGGGAUAUAUUGACUUUGAAGAAAGCAAAUCCUAUGAAAUUAUUGUAGAGGGCAUUGAUAAGGGACAGCUCCCACUUUCUGGCCAUUGUAGAGUUAUUGUGGAAGUAGAAGACAACAAUGAUAAUGUCCCAGAUUUGGAAUUCAAGUCUUUAUCACUUCCAAUUAGAGAGGACGCUCCACUGGGUACAGUCAUCGCCCUGAUUAGCGUGUCCGACAAAGACAUGGGUGUCAAUGGGCUGGUCACCUGCUCCUUGACGUCCCACGUCCCCUUCAAGCUGGUGUCCACCUUCAAGAAUUACUUCUCGUUGGUGCUGGACAGUGCCCUGGACCGCGAGAAAGUGUCAGCCUAUGAGCUGGUGGUGACCGCGCAGGACGGGGGCUCGCCUUCGCUGUGGGCCACGGCCAGUAUUUCUGUGGAGGUGGCUGAUGUGAACGACAACGCUCCGGCGUUCGCGCGGCUCGAGUACACAGUGUUUGUGAAGGAGAACAACCCGCCGGGCUGCCACAUCUUCACGGUGUCUGCGUGGGACGCGGACGUGCAGGAGAACGCGCUGGUGUCCUACUCGCUGGUGGAGCGGCGGGUAGGGGAGCGUGCGCUGUCGAGCUACCUGUCGGUGCACGCGGAGAGCGGCAAGGUGUACGCGCUGCAGCCGCUGGACCACGAGGAGCUGGAGCUGCUGCAUUUUCAGGUGAGCGCGCGCGACGCGGGCGUGCCGCCUCUGGGCAGCAACGUGACGCUGCAGGUGUUCGUGCUGGGAAACGCGCCAGCACUGCUAGCGCCUCGGGCGGGUGGCACUGGUGGCGCAGUGAGCGAGCUGGUGCCGCGGUCUGUGGGUGUGGGCCACGUGGUGGCAAAGGUGCGCGCGGUGGAUGCCGACUCGGGCUACAACGCGUGGCUUUCGUACGAGCUGCAGCCGGGGACUGGUGGCGCGCGCAUCCCGUUCCGCGUGGGGCUGUACACGGGCGAGAUCAGUACAACGCGUGCCCUGGACGAAACGGACGCUCCGCGCCACCGCCUACUGGUACUGGUGAAGGACCACGGCGAGCCCGCGCUGACGGCCACGGCCACUGUGCUGCUGUCACUUGUGGAGAGUGGACAGGCGCCAAAGGCCUCCUCACGGGGGUUGGCGGUCGCUGUGGGUCCCGAGGCUGCGCUGGUGGAUGUCAACGUAUACCUGAUCAUUGCCAUCUGCGCGGUGUCCAGCCUUUUGGUGCUCACGCUGCUGCUGUACACCGCGCUGCGGUGCUCGGCGCCGCCCACCGAGGGCGCGUGCGCUCUGGGCAAGCCCACGCUGGUGUGCUCCAGCGCGGUGGGGAGCUGGUCAUACUCGCAGCAGAGGAGGCCGGGGGUGUGCUCUGGUGAGGGCCCACCCAAGACCGACCUCAUGGCCUUCAGCCCCUGUUUACCUGACUCUAGGGACAGAGAAGAUCAGCUGCAGACAACUGAGGAAUCCUUUGCAAAGGUUAGUGUAUAA
This is a messenger RNA of Pongo pygmaeus (Bornean orangutan), 3912 nucleotides long. Its product is annotated as protocadherin alpha-4-like. NCBI's taxonomy places the organism in Eukaryota, Metazoa, Chordata, Mammalia, Primates, Hominidae. Gene Ontology annotation, biological process: homophilic cell-cell adhesion. The record is from RefSeq and is a predicted model, not a curated record. Gene Ontology annotation, molecular function: calcium ion binding. Gene Ontology annotation, cellular component: plasma membrane.